AUGGGAGGUCUCAGCGAACCCCGAUUCUCAAUGGAGAAGGAUGAUAUUCCGUUAUUUACUCUUAUUGCUGACAUAAAUUCUGUACAAGUAUCGGAUGCUAAAUCUUUCUCUUACCAAAAGUUCAAUUGGCAGAUCGAAAAACCUAACUCGAGCUGUGUUGAUUCCACCAAUUUCAUUAACUUUGUUUCAACACCCUCUUUAUUUAAUGAACAACUAGCUAUAUUACCAUCCGAAAUUAGCACUAGAGUCAUCUUUCUCAUACUUCCUCCUACAACGAUCUCUGGUGUAUAUCAUGGUUUUGAUGAAGUAGCCCUCCGCUCAGCUUAUAGCACAGCACACGAAAUUCUAGAAGCUAAAUACAACGCGAAUGUCAAAUUUGACUCGAGUUCUUACGGGUCUGACCCUACGGUAGCGGGAACUUCACAACUUGUUUUUGAUUUUGGUAUACUCAGGAGAUUCGAAGCCAGGCCUGAACUGCUCUGGACAAUUAAUGAGUGUGGGAAUCGUAAAACUAUGGUCGUAUAUUAUCGCAUAUGGACGGAACAAUCAGACAAAUAUGACUCGGUUAGAAAGUCGCGAGUAGAUGCCAUUCGGCAGAGUGCAGAUACCGUUGCGCAGUCCCUUAUCAACAACUGGAACGAUUUUACGGACCUGGAUACUCAAUCUAUGGAAUCAAAUUUUAAGAAUCCUCGGUUUUCAGAGGCUGAAACGCAAGAAGCCAGAGAUGCAGAUCUCACCUUAGCAUGGAUACAGUCUCGUGGUGCGAUUGAAGACUUUGAAUUGAUCACUCAGAACCUUGAAGACUAUCAAGAAGGUGCAUUAGGCAUUCGUGGAAACGACAAAAUACAAAAUGUGAUUGAACGUCAUCGCAAAAGGCUAAAAAGGGCCCGCGAACUUGAGCAAUGUGCUCGAGACUCACUUUCAUGGAGAGUUGGAAAUGUUGCACUAUACGAAUCGAAAAAAUCGAUUCAGCAAUCCAAAACUUUGGGAAAAUUGUCGGUCCUAGCAUUCAUUUUUCUCCCCAUCACCUUGGUUACAUCGUUUUUCGGUAUGAAUAUAAAUGAAUUGACCGGAAGUGGCGCAUCAUGGAAAGCAUUUUUCAUAGCUGCGGGAAUACUUUGUGGCUUAGGGUUUCUUACAUUUCUAUGGGUAUUCCGAAGAUCGCGCAAUCUUAGUUUAUUAGAAACCCAUUUGCGAUGGCCUGGAACGACUGCUGGACCAGUCGCUAGCUAG
Molecule: messenger RNA, 1233 nt
Organism: Botrytis fragariae
Lineage: Eukaryota; Fungi; Ascomycota; Leotiomycetes; Helotiales; Sclerotiniaceae
Product: putative mg2+ co2+ transporter protein
Exons: 4
Coding region: 1-1233 (410 amino acids)
Biological process (GO): metal ion transport; transmembrane transport
Cellular component (GO): membrane
Molecular function (GO): metal ion transmembrane transporter activity
Source: RefSeq, a predicted model, not a curated record